This is a messenger RNA of Heteronotia binoei (common prickly gecko), 4035 nucleotides long. RefSeq names its product methyltransferase like 24 (gene METTL24). The record is from RefSeq and is a predicted model, not a curated record. NCBI's taxonomy places the organism in Eukaryota, Metazoa, Chordata, Lepidosauria, Squamata, Gekkonidae. Bases 81 to 1292 code for a protein of 403 amino acids. The transcript has 5 exons.
UCUUCUCCCGCCAGCCACUUCUCGAAGUUUGUCAGCGAGCUCCAGCUUGACUCCGGGCCUCCCUCAGCGCCUGUCCCGGCAUGUGUCCUUCGGCGAGACACGUGUCCGGAGGCGGCAGCCCCGGGAACCGCUCACCGCCUGCCCCGGCAGGGCUCUCGGCUCCCAAGGCUGCUGUGAGGAUGAGCCUCGCUGUCCCCGGCUGCUGCUCCUGCGUGGCCAAGGAGAGGCGGCUGCUGGGCAAGGGCUUGGCUUUCCGCCUCUGCCUGCUCUCGGCCACGCUCCUCCUGGGCCUGCAGCUGCUACUCAGGCGCUCCUCGGACUCCGCCGACGCCAAGCUCGUCGGAGCGGAUGCCGUAGCGGAACAUAAGCCCAACAGUCGCUGGGCCGAGAGGGCGAAAGAGGCUGCAGCCAGCAGAAGGCAAGUGACCUAUGUGCGAAGCGGCCACAGGAGGAGCGCCGCAGGGCCCACCUGCUGCCUCCAGGGGGCGCCGCUGCGCACCAGCCGCAAGAAGACUAUACGAUGGCACAUAGACUUGCAGCCUUGGGCAAGUCCAGUACCUUCCUUGAGUAAUGAAGCCCUGAGGCUCUUGAAGUAUAUUAGCACAAUCCAGAUGUCAUGUGAUCAUAUGAACACAAAAGGCCUGCCAGAAACUCUUGAUAGCCUAAAGAAGCCAUGGUCAGUCUGCCUGGAUGACAGAUUAAAUUUGAUUCAUCGAAUGAAAACCAAGCAAUGCCGUUUAUAUUCACUAGGACUGGGCGAUGAUGAUAACCAGUUUGAGCUGAGCAUGGCCAACAAUGGAUGUGAGGUGCAUCGCUUUGACCCUAGCAUCAGAUCAGCACAUAUUCAAGAGGGACACCUCUGGUAUCAUCGCCUAUCCAUUGAUUGGCGGGAUCCCAAUCCAUCAAUUGCUGCUCAUAAGCUUCACGCCAACACCAAGAAGCUUGGCACGAUAUUGAGUGACUUUGGACACCACAAGAUCGAUGUCCUCAAAGCAGAUAUGGAAAGUGCAGAGUGGAAAAUUUUGGAAAAUCUUAUCCUGGAAGAUGUCGUGCCACAGAUUGGACAACUGGUGUUUGAAAUCCAUGUUCAUUGGCCUGGAUUUGAGGUCAGUGGUAACGAUAGCACUGUGGUUCGGUACUGGUACAGUCUUCUCAAAGAAUUAGAAAUGAAGGACUUCAAGCUUUUUCACAGUUACAAAGACAUAUCGAAGCCACAAGUAUUUCUAAAAAGGGAGGCCUUCAAUGCAAGUAGCUGCUAUACUCUGAGCUGGGUGAAUACAAGAUGGGAAUAGAAAGCCUCACCUUCAGAAGAGAACUGUGAAUCAUGAUCAGCAGUGCUACUGAAGAUAACUUUGAAGGCCUUGACAGAACUCACCAAGACAUGAGCUGUGGCAUCUGAUGUAACAGGCAUGGAACUAGCCAUGCAGUCCUGAAGACCUGAGGGCAUUUGUGCCUUCAGAAGAGGUGGUGGUAAUUUAUGCCACUUCCUACUUCAAUCUGCUUUGCCUCUCAAUAUUGUUCCUGAGGGCCCAGUGACCCCUCCACAAGAACAAAGUUUGUUUUGGAGUGUGUGUGUGGUAGGGGUCAGUGGACUACAAUAGGAGGGAAAAGUAGGUAGGUUCUGUAAAUUAUUGGAUACAUGGCAGGAUUUUUGUUUUCUCAGUACUAUUCCCCAAACUGGAAAGGCACGGACUCUGUAUCUUGGAAGAAGUCUGAGUUUAAAAUAGUUUGUUUACUUCAGCUGUGCACAUGGUUGCAGAUCAGUCCAUGCCUUGACAGAAGAGAGAAGCGGGUAACUCUAGUCUGUCAUAAUUGCAUUGAUUGAAGUUGGUAUGCAUGAAAAGGAACUGUAUUCCCAUGAACAGAUGAGACUUCAGUGUAAACUAGGUUAAAAUGUUAUUUUUUUCCUCUUCACUUGGGUUGGCCUAGAGGAAAGGAAGCUUGAGUUUCUCGGGGUUCUUACUUAGAAGAGGCACUUUGUCUUGUCUUCCAGUAUGUCUUGUCCCCACUUAAUUCCCUGCUUUGUUUUCAGGCUGUGGGCAGUCACUUGCUUAAAAAAUCACUCCCUCCUCCCCACCUCCUUUUUGCCUUGUACUGUGGUGUUACAGCCUUUCUCAACAUGCUUCAUUCUAGGAAUUUGCAUCAAAUUAUUAAAUCAAACUUGCAAUCAGUGGCAAGAAGCAGUAAGAAGAGCUUUACUGGGUCAGACAGCGGGUUCAUCCAGUCCUGUUUGCCAGAGUGACCAAUCAGAUGCCUCCAGGAAGUUCAGAGAGAGGUCAUGAAAUCAACAGCAAGCAACUUGCAUUCAGUGGAGUGCUGCUGAAGGUUUCAUUGAGCCAUUUUAGUCCUGUCCUCUAUAUAAGCUUUUUCUCAGGUGUAAAAUUGCCAAAAUGGACAAUUUAUAUAACAGUUUACUGCAGUCCUGGCAUGUGUCUAUUUUGCAAAUGCAACUAGCUCUAACAUUUCCUUUUUUCCCUCUGCCUGCACACAUUGCCUCCUGGUAUUAUGGGGAAUGAUAUCCUUCUAGGGCUUUCUUUUCCUGUAUCUGUCAUUCUGGAAGAAGAUAGAAGCUAUGGAAUAAAAACUUUCUGUAUGGGAUGAAAGAAAUGAGGACUUCUAAUUGUUAUAACUGCCAAUUUACAACGUACAAAAAAACCAACAAAACUGCCUCAUCUAUGAAAACAAUGUUUGCCUGUUCUUGAACAUUCCUUAACCAUAGCACACAUUUAAACCAUUUCAGCUACAUAACCAGAUCCUAAAAAUCAGAGAAUGUAUUAUUAUGGGUUGUGGUGUUUAUUAUUGAGCCAGUUCUAUUUGCUAGAAGCAGCAAGUUGUAGUAGUAGUAACUAAACAGUGCUGCAUUUAGUAAAUGCACAGUGUAUUUUAAAUAUGCAAGAAGAUACUAGUGAAUUAUAAAUCAAAUCUAGUGAUAGUACCUUUUCCAUCAAAGACACAAGGGAAUUUGAUCAAACGUAAAGCGUGACUGAAAAUCCUAUGCUGCAUAUGGAGGGUUUUGUGCCAGCAGAAUACUGCCUGUCUUCCUGGCUGUUAAAAUUGGCACAAAAAACCUCUUACCCGUAACACCAGAUUCUUAAUCUUGAAAAGUGACCAUUAGGAGACAAUUGUGUACAGUUUAGUUUUGCUCUAUAUGUGUAAAACAUACUGGGAAAAAAUUACUAAUAUUACAUAUCACUAAGUUUAAAAUACUGAGAAAUUAUUUUUAAAGUAUGCAAAGAGAUGCUGUUAAGCAAUGACAGUGACUGAAGAAAAGUGUGUUUUGCAUUGACUCUUAAGUGGCCAUGGGUUUUAAAUGUUUGAGCUAGACAGAGGCAGCCGCUAUGAAUUAUAGGAGAAUCAUGAUUUGUGUAAUCUUAAUGGCAGAUGUGAAGAUCUGCUAAACUUUUCCUCCCUCCAUUAUUGAUGAAGGAAUUUUUCAAAGGCUUCUUAAAAUCCAUCUUAAAUUACUCCAGUUUUAUAUUGGGUAAUAUCAAUGUAAAGAAAAAAAUUACUGAUGUUAAAGACCUAAACUGUGAUGAAAGAAUGUAUUCAAUUUUGUGACAAAUUGCAGGAAUGCAUGCUGGUGUUCAUCUACAUUUUUAUCUGUCACCCUCUAACUGAAAAUACAAAUGAUGUAUUAGCAUAAAAAGUUAUGGAUACCAAGAUGCAUGUUUUCCCCCCUGUGGUAAGAAUGCACUAGGAAGUGUCCCCAGAACCAGAAAACAGGCUAUUUUAUAUUUUUAUUCCAAAGUAUUAAUCUUCACAUUAGGGAAAAAAACACCAUGAAAGUAACUGUAGCCUUUUGUAGACGCUGCCCACCUCUAAUGCAGAAGCACGUUCAUUACAAGAGGAAUUCUGUUGCAAUGUUUUACUAUUAUAAAAGAGGAAAGAAAAGCUCACACUGACAACAGCAGCAAACUACAACAUCUAGACUAAAGAUUUAAUAAAAAACAGACUAGACAAUGCUAGAGAUGCUGUGUUAAAUUAAAGUAUGUAUUUUCAUAAAAUACAUUUAUUAAAAAUAACUUCUGUAAAAAA